UGCCUUACAUGUACUGUACGAGUCCCAAAUUACGUCAGGGAAGCUUGUCUUGCAGUCUUGGAAUUUUUUCACCUACGAGACCAAUGGAAGGUCGUCGCGCUUCGAAGCGAGUUUGUAGGCCUAUCGCCGAUCCUGAAAUGCUCGAUUUGGAGUACGUGGACUGUGACGGGGAUGAAGAGGAAGAGUUCGGAGUCGCUGCUGGUCCUGACCAGCGCGAUGAUGACUCUGAUUGGGACGAUGAGGUUCAGCGUCGAAUUGACGCCCAGGCUGCAGUCCUGGAGGCUGAAGAGUCCGAUCAGGAAAAGGACAAGUCCACGGAUGACGAGUCGGGUGUAACAGGACCAGAGGAAGAGGAGGGUGGUGAUGAUGGGUUUGCGGACUUGCUCGCAGCCGACGUCCCUGGACCAAGUGCAGCGACUGUUCAACCACGGCGACGUAAACGGGCACGGCAACGUGCUCGUCAGCCAGUAGAGGAGGAGUGGGUGGCUCCAUUCUACCAUCCAGACCCGAACAAGAGCCAUGACUUCUGCUUCCCUAAUGUGCCUCUGCCGAAGGGCAGAAGAAGGCCGUGGGAUGCAGAAGAACGAAGGCUGAUUGGUCUUGGUCUCCAUCAUCCUGAUUGCUGUGAUACGGAUGGGGGUCUGGAGUGUCAGAAUUGCGAUUUCGAACCUACCAGAAAUCCAGGCCCCCAGCUUCCAGCAGGUAUGGUGGGACCAUCGCCGAUCGACUUGUUUCGUGUCUUUUUCCCAGAUGCCGUCCUCCAGGAUAUCGCUCGACAUACCAACACAAAGGGGCGAUAUCGUGCUGAGUCUUUGAACUGCCAGUGGUAGCACGACACCUACCCACAGGAGCUGGAGGCCUUGUUUGGCCUCCUCUUGGGCAUGGGAAUUGUCCGGUUG
Corticium candelabrum is the source of this 899-nucleotide messenger RNA. RefSeq lists its product as uncharacterized. The transcript is spliced from 6 exons. The record is from RefSeq and is a predicted model, not a curated record. Lineage: Eukaryota; Metazoa; Porifera; Homoscleromorpha; Homosclerophorida; Plakinidae. The coding region runs from base 9 to 830 and encodes 273 amino acids.